UUUAGCACACUUGCAUCAAUCUAGCAGCAUGGAUGACACGAAGAAAUGGCCAGAAGUAGAAAAAGCAGCGACAGAGAAGAGGCGUGAGUUGGUUUUACAGGGGCCCGCUGUUGAUAAGAGAAUUUCCUCAAACGGGGGACUCGACUCCUCCAUCUACUCUCUGACACUACUGAAUUAUCUGGAAGUUAGCCAGUGCCCCAGUCUGACAGAGAUCCACGAGGAUAUCCGGCAUCUGACAAACCUCCAGAGUCUCAUCCUGUGCAGAAACAAGCUCGCAUCCAUCCCUAAUGUCAUCGGCAACCUCAAGUCUCUAAAGGUCCUAGACCUGUCAGUCAACAACCUUACAGUCUUACCAGAGGGGGUCACCCAGUUAAGGGAGCUGAACACGCUCAAUGUGAGCUGUAACAACCUGGAGGUCCUGCCUGAGGGACUCUCUCAGUGCACCAAGCUCUCCUCCAUCAACAUCUCCAAGAAUCGCGUCACCGGGUUUCCUGCUGACUUUUACUCUGAGAAACUGGACCUGCUCAGCACUGUGGUGGCCUCUGACAACUUAAUCGAAGAGCUGAGUGGAGAGAUUCACAAACUAGCUGCUCUGAAGGUCCUGGAUCUCUCCAAUAAUAAGCUGAGAGAGAUUCCCUCCGAUCUGAGUGACUGCCCCAAGCUGAAGGAAAUCAGCUUCAAAGGCAACAAGCUGAAUGACAAGCGCCUGGAGAAGAUGGUCAACGGGUGCCAGACCAAGUCAAUCCUCGACUACCUGAGAGGAAAAGGAAGAGGCAGACAAGGGGAAGAUAAAGGUGAUGCUGAUGGAGGACGCAGCACAGACAAGAAAAAAAGGCAGCAGCAGAGGAAGAAGAAGGAGAAGGCAUCAGAUGAGCAGGAUGAGGAGGAAGAGCUGAACAAGAUGGUGGUGAGGGUUCUCCAUGUUUCAGAUGCUCCCACGGCACUUACAGUCAAAGUGAGUGCAGAGGUGAAAGAUGUGAGACCCUACCUGGUGUGCUGCAUAGUCAGAGGUAUGAACCUAAAGUCUGGGAACGCUCUCAAACGGUUUCUGAUGGCUCAGACAAAACUUCAUGAUGACUUGUGUGGUAAGAGGACCAUAGCAACCAUUGCAACUCAUGAUGUGCAGCAGCUCAAAAUUCCCCUUAUGUAUGAUGUCAAACAACCUACCCAGCUCAAGAUUGUUGCGCUGGGUCGGAAGGAGAUGACCGCCGUCGAGCUUAUAAGGCAUCUUCAUCUAGAGGCUGAAGAGCUGAGGAAGCAGAAGAAGAGGCAGAAUGUUACAGGCCUCCACAAAUACCUCCAGCUUCUGCAAGGAAAGCCACUCUAUCCAUGUCUAGUAGAUGCAGAAGGUGACGUGAUUUCAUUCCCACCAAUCACCAACAGUGAGAAAACCAAGAUCAAGAAGACGACCAAAGAGUUGUUCGUGGAGGUCACGAGUGCGACCAGCCUGCAGACCUGUAAAGAUGUUAUGGAUGCUCUGAUUGUAAAAAUGGCAGAGUUGAACAAGUUCACAGCAGAGCAUCAGGAAGAGGCGGGGUCAGAUGGAGAAGGGGGUGGCCCACCAGUGCCUGCUGACAGCAGCGAGACCUCCAGCCAGCUGAUCAUCCAGCAGGUCCGAACGGUCGACCAGGACGGGAACCUGAAGGUGGUGUACCCGUCAAAGACAGAUCUCUCCAACGACAUGAACAACUUGACUAUUAUUUGGUAACAGUGCAUUGGAUUGAACCUCAUGUUUGUACUCAUUCACAUGCUACGUGAAGUUAUUUUAACAGUUUAAAGGAUGGGGCUGUGUGAGCAUUGAGGCUCAUGUUUAUGACUUUGACUUAAACGUGCUUCAAACAUACAAUAACAAUGUCGAGCAAUGGUUUAUUUUGAAAAACUCUGACGUUGUUAAUACAUGUUGCUGAUUCAUGUAAAGCUUUUUGAACCAUAUGUAGGUAAUUACUUUAAUA
Molecule: messenger RNA, 1952 nt
Organism: Pelmatolapia mariae (spotted tilapia)
Lineage: Eukaryota; Metazoa; Chordata; Actinopteri; Cichliformes; Cichlidae
Gene: lrrc47
Product: leucine rich repeat containing 47
Exons: 7
Coding region: 29-1708 (559 amino acids)
Biological process (GO): phenylalanyl-tRNA aminoacylation
Molecular function (GO): RNA binding; phenylalanine-tRNA ligase activity; protein binding
Source: RefSeq, a predicted model, not a curated record